Ziziphus jujuba (common jujube) is the source of this 1461-nucleotide messenger RNA. Its product is annotated as protein PSK SIMULATOR 3-like. The transcript has a single exon. NCBI's taxonomy places the organism in Eukaryota, Viridiplantae, Streptophyta, Magnoliopsida, Rosales, Rhamnaceae. The coding region runs from base 1 to 1461 and encodes 486 amino acids. Gene Ontology annotation, biological process: positive regulation of growth. The record is from RefSeq and is a predicted model, not a curated record.
AUGGUCGUCGUCGUCGUCCACCUUUCUCACUCACCUCCCAUGGCCUGGCUCUCUUCUGUUUCCCUCAAGAAGUCCUCGCCGCCGCCGGCGACUCUCGGAAUCCUCUCCUUCGAAACUGCCAAGAUCAUGUCCCGCCUACUCUCCCUCUACAAUUCUCUCACCGACGACGAAAUCAACCGCCUCCGGAACGAAACCAUAUCGUCCCGAGGUGUCUCGUACUUGAAUUCAGAUGAUGAAACCUUUCUGUUGGAUCUCGCUUUCAAUGAAAGGCUUGACGAUCUCGAUCAGGCCGCCAUUGCUGUCUCCCGACUUGCCUCUAAGUGCUCCGAUUUCGGACUUAAACGAUUCGACCUCCUUUACGCCGACCUGAAGGUCGGACUCAUUGAUGUGGAAAAAUUCGAAUUCGGUUCGAAAAGGACCAACAAAGUGAUAGAGAAGAUGAAGAAAUUCAUAUCUGAAACUGCGAAUCUCAAUGUGGCAUUGGAAUCUCUAACCGAAUUGGAACAAUCGGAGAAGAAAGUAGAGCGGUGGAAGAACAAUCUGGAUACGAAACAGUUAGGAAAAACAAAUUUCGAGCUCUUGAAUCAGAAAAUAGAGUAUCAGAGAAAACAAGUUCAGUGCUACAGAAAGACCUCUCUGUGGAACCAGACCUUCGAUAAAUCGGUCGGAUUCAUGGCUCGAAUCGUCUGCGUCAUCUAUGCCAGAAUCUACAAAGUUUUCCAACCGGAAACUAAUUUAAGCCUAAAAAACUGUUGCCUUCUCGAGGAUCGGAAAUUUUACCUGAAGAAAAAUAAAGGACCAUCGAAAUCCGGUCCGAUUCCGAAAUCUUCAACGAAAAGUUUAGUCCGGUUCCCUAGUCGUUUAUCGCCGCCGAACCCGGAUCUUUCCGAAAAUAUCGGAUUCGCCGUCGAUAACAACACCAUUGAUAAAGGAAACAAAAACAGAGUUUACCGAUUGGCUCCGCAAUCGACGAUCGGAGCGUGUGGAUUGACGCUUCGAUACGCGAACGUGAUCACAUUCGCGGAGAGGUGUUUGUACGCGCCGGCGACGAUAGGCGAGAACGCUCGGCGAUCUUUGUACGAGAUGUUGCCGAAGAAGUUGAAGGAGAUGGUCAGGAGGAAAUUGAAGAGCCACUGGAGUAAGAAGGAAGAUGAUGAACGUGGAGGUUUCUACGGUGGCGAUGGUGGCGAAUCGCUGGCGGAAGGGUGGAGGAACGCGGUGGAGGAGAUAAUGGAGUGGCUGACGCCAAUGGCCCACGAUACGUUGAAGUGGCAGUCGGAGAGGAACUUGGAGAAACAGAAGUUUGAUGCCGACCCGAAGGUGCUGUUGUUGCAGACGUUGCAUUAUUCGGAUUUGGAGAAGACCGAGACCGCCAUUGUUGAGGUGUUGGUUGGGUUGAGUUGUAUAUUUAAGUAUGAGAACAAAAGAAAUCUGCGUGGUUCAGUCCCCAGCUAUAGGUGA